Molecule: messenger RNA, 1538 nt
Organism: Manacus vitellinus (golden-collared manakin)
Lineage: Eukaryota; Metazoa; Chordata; Aves; Passeriformes; Pipridae
Product: coiled-coil domain-containing protein 173-like
Exons: 5
Coding region: 877-1161 (94 amino acids)
Source: RefSeq, a predicted model, not a curated record
AGAUGAUUGAUUCACAUGUGAGAGAGUAAGAGGAGAGAAUUCUUGCUAAAACCCUACUUGCUUUUUAUCCCCCCAUACUCCUCACCCCAAAUAUACAAAUUUUAUCCCAUUUCCCCCAACCUUGUAUAUGCAAUAAAAGCCAUACAUACUGCCAAGCUAUACAACUGCCAUCACAAAAUGCUUUGCAUUUUGAUGGUUCUAUGGACUCUUACUGUUUGAGCCCUUCAGAAUCUGCACUGUGUGAAUGAUAUAUGGGAUGGAAAUAAUACAGUUGGAUCUGCUGGGGAAGUAGAGGAAAGAAUAUAAAGAUACUGUGGUUGGGGCUGCAACCACACACUAAUUUUGCUUUUGUUGUAGUUUGUCAUAAGUAGGUCAUGAGAAUUCUCUUCCAUCUCUGGGUUUCUAUCUUCUAUAGCUUCUCCACUGAUACAAAGAACUCAUCAUUAUAGACGAGGCCUGAAGUCUUUGUUAGAACUUUUUUUCAGUUCAUGUUUCCAAAAUCUUGUUCUACAUGAAAAUAAAAGUAGUUUUCCAUUUAAACAGGAAUAUGUAGCUGAACAGAAAGUAAUUAAAGCUGAAGAGAAACAAAAAGAAGACAAAGAUGAUGACUGGAUUAAGGCUUAUAUUAAAGAAAUGAUGGCUGAUCUGGCAAGAGAAAAAGAUGCAGAUACUAACAGGCUGAUGCAGAAGCAUACAGACAAAGCUUUUGAAAAACUAUCUGCACAGAUGAACAAGGCAUUUAAGAUUGAAGAUGAUUGCCUUGUGAGAGGAGCUGCAGAGGUAGAAGCUGAAUACCAAAUGAAAAACUAGGAGAAAGAAGCAAAACAGAAGGCUGCCAUUGAAUCUAUUGCUGAAUACAGAGCCACUGUGAUUAAGAUGAAAGAGGAAAAGGAGAGACAGGAAAAAGAAAAGGAUGAGAGGGAUCGUAAUCAGUGGAUGACAGAAGACAGCAUCUACCAGGAAAUGGAAAAAGCCAAGAAACAAAGACAGUGUGAUGCAAACAUGGAAGUACAGAAAAUUCAGAUCCAGCAAAUGGCUGAAAAGCAGGCAAAAACCCAGCAGGAACAGCAAGCAGACUUGGAUUACGAUGCUCAGAAACUGCUUUUCAUCAGGAUCAAGCAUUUUGGAGAUAAAGACAAAAUAUAUUUGACUACUAUCUAAGUAUCUACAAAGGAAAAGGAACCUUGCCAUUCUCUCCUUCCAAGUUCUAUAUGCCUGCAAAACCUAUCAGUGCCCAAUAGCUGAAGCUAACUCUGGAGCAAGUUACAAAACAUGCUGUUUGCCAAAACCUGCCUAUACUCAACUUCAGCUCAAGAAACAAGUGCCAUAGUUCACAACUGUACUUUAACUAGUCUAAUUUUAUUAUGGAACAAAGCAGUAGAUUCACUUUUUACAAAGUCAAGAGGUAACAACCACAGGUAAACUAUCAGUACUGUACUCCUAGAGUAUUGCUGGGCCUCCAGCCUUAGUUCAAACCUUACGUUUUGGCCUAAAAAAAAAAGUCUUACUGAGCAAACAAUAAAAUUGAGUAAGCUGUU